Pocillopora verrucosa is the source of this 623-nucleotide messenger RNA. Its product is annotated as RWD domain-containing protein 4. Gene Ontology annotation, molecular function: protein binding. The record is from RefSeq and is a predicted model, not a curated record. Lineage: Eukaryota; Metazoa; Cnidaria; Anthozoa; Scleractinia; Pocilloporidae.
UGAAAUUCACGAAGCAUCCAAAGCAUGAGCUGCAGCAGUGAUCAGGAGGAUGAGCGAGAAGUUCUUCGUUCUAUCUUUGAUGCAGAUGAAAAUUUUAUAGAGGUUAACAGCGCAACCUUCCAAUACAAGUUUGGGGAAGAUGGGCACACUCAAUCGUUCCUGUUGGAAAUCUCGUGGCCCUUGGAUUAUCCGACAUGUCUACCAAAUAUUAACUUAGAUGCAUUUUAUAACAAACAUAUCACCUCUAAGGUGAAAGAAACUAUAACCUACCGAAUCAAAGAACAGUGUGAAAUGUGCCUCGGAACUGCUAUGACAUACUCGAUAUUUGAUUGGGCUAAGGAACACUUGCAUGAGCUUUUGGAAGAUAAUCAAGAACAGGAAGAGGAAAGGAGAGGAAAACAAAUACCAAAAGAAGAUUCAAACACCCAAUCAAAGAAAAAAGACAAGAGAGAAAUAUUAACAAAAGCACAGAAACGCCGCCAUGCUGACAGGACUAAUUUUAAAGGAGAAAGAGAGAGAGGAUGGAACUGGGUAGAUGUAGUGAAACAUUUAAGUAAAACAGGAAGUAAAGAUCAAUGAUAACCACUUUGUUGUGGCAUAAUAAACUUAGAUGGUCAACCUUG